This is a messenger RNA of Aspergillus affinis, 1530 nucleotides long. Its product is annotated as Zn(II)2Cys6 transcription factor. Gene Ontology annotation, molecular function: transcription cis-regulatory region binding; DNA-binding transcription factor activity, RNA polymerase II-specific; zinc ion binding. Gene Ontology annotation, cellular component: nucleus. Gene Ontology annotation, biological process: positive regulation of transcription by RNA polymerase II. The record is from RefSeq and is a predicted model, not a curated record. The coding region runs from base 1 to 1530 and encodes 509 amino acids. NCBI's taxonomy places the organism in Eukaryota, Fungi, Ascomycota, Eurotiomycetes, Eurotiales, Aspergillaceae. The transcript is spliced from 3 exons.
AUGCGUGCAGCAUGCUGGACGUGCCGCAAACGCACCAUCCAAUGUGACCGAACCAGCGACCCUUGCGCCAAAUGCAAGAAAGCUGGGCUAGAAUGUUUCGAAACCAGACCACUACGAUGGGUCAAGGGCGUGGCUAUCCGGGGUAAACUGCGUGGGCGUGUCCUUGAAGAAGAUCAAAAAGUCGCCAAUGGAAAACCAACCAUGCCACCUAAACAGAAAUCAGUCCUAUCCUCCGUCGCAAAGUCUUUGGCACUCAAAAGCGCUCCCCCUUUAGCAUUGCAAGACCCUUGCACAGAUGACCUCGGUUGGUCAUCGAGGUUUUACCUUGAUUACUAUAACAUACGUAUCGCCAAGUUGUUCAUCCUAUAUGACAGCGCGAGUAAUCCGUUUCGGAAUUUACUCGCAUACGCGGUAGAUGAUUCAACUUUAAGAAUGGGUAUAAUUGCUGUUGCCGCACGACAUUUUGCCAAUUCAGGGCGGUCGUUCGAUCAGACCGAUGAUGCUUCGUCACCUCAAGUUGUCAAUGCUAAUGUGGAUGCACUUCACUUUAAAAGACAAGCCAUCAAGUCUUUAUUAUCCUCACUGUCCCAUCCAACCCCCUCUCAGAAAGACACGAUAAUGGCAACUAUUCUACUUUUGAUUUUCCUCGAUAUACUCGAGUCUGGCAUCGACGGUUGGAAAUAUCAUCUUCAUGGUGCAGAAGAGCUUUUCAAGAUAUCUCAAUCGAUGCUAGAGCCUGGUACCAGUCACCAUGUCAACAGUGAUCCUGGAGAGACAGUGGAGGAAACGAGGCGAUUUGUUGCCCGACAAUUUUCGCUUGUCUCAACCAUUGGAGGCGCGCUCUCAAAUUCGGAGUCUAUGCCUGGGUUAUGUGUCAAUUCCGAAGAAGGCAGAAAUCAAGAGUCAAUUAUUCGAAGCUUUCUUGGAUGUCCUGGAUUCCUUCUGGAGGCCAUACGUUAUUUCUCCAACCAAAGACAUGUGAUCGAGACUUUGAAAAUGUAUGACGACACCUCCAUUCAGGAGCAUGUAAGAGAUACUCAGACCAUGCUCGAACUAACGGGAGAGUUUGACUGUGUUGAGUGGGCAUCAAACUCUGUGCAAUCAAAUAAAUCCCCGAUAGUGAAAGUUCAUAUGCUGUCUUUGCUAUCGGAAUCAUACAGAACUGCCACCUUCCUUUAUGGAAACCGAGUUCUUCGGGCUUUCGGGAAAUCAGCCGGGGCGGUAGCGUCUGACAACGGCAAGCUAGUGCUGCGAUUACUUGACGUAAUCGAGGCUCUCAAGUGUGACGACGCUUUGUUCAAGUGCUUACUGUGGCCGACUUUCAUUGCCGGCCUCGAAUGUGAGACGGAAAGUGAUCAGCAACAGGUCGUACAAUCUCUAAAGACGCUUUGGGAUUUGACCUGCUGUCUGAAUAUAAUCAACGCUUCGAAGAUUCUGCAUGACCAUUGGAGGCAAAAGCAGUCUGGUGGCAAUUUGACGCCGGAGGAAUCUCAACUCUAUGUAAUAGAGCAAGGCUGGCUGCUUGUUUGA